GAAGCUGUUCUUCACCGUGGCUGGCACAAAAAAUGAGGAGGGGGGAACUGGUAAUAGAAUGUUAUAAUGGUUUGAGAUAUGUCAAACUACCAUAGAUAAUGCUAAUAAUAUUUUUGAAAUAGUAAUCAUGGCUUGUGUAUUGGCACUUAAAUGGAAAGAAACCCAAUGUCAAAAUACUGUUUUGAACAGUGACUAUAAUGUAGCAAUUUUCAUAAUAAAGUGAAAAAAGAUUGGUCUUUCUGAAAUAAUUUUUAGCAUUAUCAGCAAAAGGGGGAGAGUCAUUCUGGCAGGGCAGUGCUUAAAAGUAUUGUUAUACUUGUUCUCCUUGCAACCAAGAAUAGAGAUAGACUUCUUCAUGUUCAUGAACAAAUUCUUUUUAUUUCAAUCCUACAUUUAAAUUAUACUGAACAAUAUGAUAGACGAACGAAAAUAUGUUUAGAAGGUAAGCUAUCAAAUAUUUGGGUUUUUUUGGGGAAAAAAAAAAAGUGACUAAGGGUGGAGAGUGUAUUGAAGUAUAACACACCAGCUCUAACGCUUUAUCUUUUGUGCUGAGUAUCUUUCCAUGCAGUCAUCUUUUAGAACUCGAUGUACAAAAACGUUUAAAUGAAAACUGCAGGAGUAGGAUUUCUUCUUGAAUAGGAGUUACAGUGAACAGCCAGGUAAACUAAUUUUCAUCUGCACAGAUUAACUUGUUAUUUAUUUAGCUUUUUGUAGGAGUGCAAAUGAUUAAAAGCAUUCUUUUUCCUUGUAACUGUUCAGCAUCAGUGAUCCUCCUUUUUAGGUAUUUCAGAAGAAUAAACAAUUUCAAUCAUAAGCUUUGACACAUGAAGAACCCUUUUCUGUAUGACUUUAAUUCCAUAUUGCUUCUCUGCCUUAAGCUGAGAAUGCACCUGCAGAUGGAAAUGUUUUUCCAUUCUCUUCCUACCAUUGAAAAAAGAUGGUGUAGCUACAAAUAUGUAACAGCUUCAAAUGUUUAACUUCAUUAACUGUGAAUGAAACAAACUUGAGUAUUAAAAAAAUCUGCCUUUUCUACCUAUAUACAAAAUACUGUAAAAAUAGUAAUGAGAUCACUUGUGAAUUUAGUUUGCUGAUUAUUAGAGACCUGGGCUGGAUUUUCUUUUUUGCCUUUCUGGCAAAGCUAACUGAUAGCUUAGUUAUUGGCUGAAGUGAAUCCUCGGAUUAAAUGCGUUUCUGACACAGAUUCCAGUUUACAGCCUACGUGGGCUUGAUGCAUUGGGCAAGUAAUGCACAGCAGCUUUGAUUUUCAUAUUUCUGUAGCUACCCAAGGAACGAAUUAACCUGCAGGACUUCCGUCUCUAUUGCAUCAUGGUAAUUCAUUUAUUUUCUUCAUCUUUUCAUUUUUCUGAAGUUGAAAGCUGGUUGUUUCUUGUGUUGCAGUGGAAAUCCUGUAAGGAACAAUGGAAGAUGGAGGCUAAAGUAUAACACACUGUAAUUUGUAGGCAUGGUAGUUGAAGACAGACCUGAAAAGCUGCGUAUCCUACUAAGUGGGGAAAGUUGCUGAGAAUGAGAAACUACUUAAGUGAGAGACAAAGUAUGCUUUUUAUGCAAGAAAAGGGUUAAGGGGAUUUGUUCUUCAUGGUAAUGAGUAGUUCUAAGGUUAGGUUUCUGCGGAUUAGAAAGGAGGGGGUGUCCAUAGAUUAGCUAGGGCAGUGAGGAUACUUGCUCUGUUAACGUCCAACAAAUAUUCUUUCUCUCCAGAAAUUCUACGAGAGCUGAACAUGGUGUAUUCUGCACUAUUUGCAGGUAAGAAAUUAUGUACUGUACUGAAACCAUUAUGCUACACAGAUGCAUUUCCCCCGUGCAGUUGUGAAAUUAAUGUCUUUUGAUAGUUACGGCAAAGCUAAUUAAACUUGUGUUAGGUGUUCAGUUCCCACCAGCCAAAUACUAGAGAUGUGUAUGAAUGGGGAGUAGGAACUAAAAAGAUAAUUUUUCCUCAUUCCCAAUCUUCACAGAAUAGUCUGACUUGAAUGUCAGGUGCUAUGUUGACCCUUUUUGCUGAAAGUAAAUUGACUUCACAACCAUCCCUGUUGUAAUAACAGUCUAGGAAACUACCUCGUGUAUAGUGAGAGAUACUGUAGAAGAUGGAUGUGAAUGGAAAAUUUUACCUUUGAACUCCCUAACCUUGUAGUGUUUAAGUUGAUUUAGUGAUCAGUGUGCUCAUCUUGUCAGUUUUGUCUUCAGUCCAGGUGGUUGGCAAUAAACAGCUGGAAGUAAAGCUGCCUGCUUCCCAAGACUAUGGUUUGCUGUGCUCAAGUAUUCUUUGAAUGUGCUGCUCUUCUAGGAGGUGAUGCUUCAGAGGUGUUACCACCAUAUGAACAAGAUAAUAGCACCAUCAGUGUAGCAAUAUGCUUUUCUUUUAGAAGAAAGGAGGAUGAAUCAAAUCAUCAGAUAUAUCUAGUUACAGUUAUAACAUACUUUUAAUCAGCAACUUUACAUAUGCAAGUGUGAUUAUCUAAAUACUGUAGAAUGGCUUACUGAAUGAAUGUUCUUUUAAAAAAACAAACAAAAAAACCCAACACCUGUGCCACCUCAGACUUGCAGUAGUUAUCCUUGUAUAUAUGGUUUUAAACAAAGUCUCAGCUGUUGCUUAAAAUGUAUGUUCUGCUUAUGUUUCAGAUGGCAAUUUAAAUUCAAGCACUUCUUGCUUUGAAGUUUUUUUUUUACACUCACUUGAGAGUGACCUAUGUCAAUGGGAGGACUAAUUAAGUUUUUAGUGUGGGACAAAAAAAAGGUCUGCAUGGGCAUAUCAUUAGAAGAAGCUUAUUCUUCUUUAUUUGCCUUUGUAAUUUACUGGCAUUUGGUGGCUUACUUAGGACAAAAGCUCAAGGAUAUUCUCUGCCCUCAAACUAGUUUACUAUCUUCAGUAAUCCAAACAAUUCUGACAAAUUUAAAUUGAGUGGUUUUCCUUUUUAAAAAUGCUCAGUAACCAUGCAAAGGAAACCCUAAGUAUGACCCUUAUAGUGUGUGUAUAUGUCUCAGGGAAGGAAGGUGCAGUGUUUUUAAUUAGCUUUCCCCUUAAGUAAGCAAUUUGGUAACUGAUAAGCUUGCAGUCUUCUCUUUGAUGCCAAAAAGGUAGUCAGAGCAAUGAAGCUAUUUGUGUUUCUAAAUUAAUACUCAGUGAAAAGUAGGGUACGAUGUCCUGAAUGUAGUUUGCAAUGUAUUUGCUUGUCUAAACCAUCCCACAGUAAAGAUUUCUGGCCUACUCCUAAUGUCUUCAGUAAUUAAGAAACAGGUAUUCAUGGCUAGAUUUAUAUGGCCUGCUUACUUGAUCUGCCUAAUGAUGGAUUUAAGGAAGCUUAACAAAGGAGAAGGAAAACCCUUAAAGGAACAGAACUCAAGAAUAUUGAGGGAUAAAAAAUACUAAUUGUGGCUCAACCCAGUUGCCAGUGAGCAUGUGGUAGGAGGAUUCAGUGUUACAUAAACUAUUACAUAGAUAAAAUAUGGAGAAACAGUUUUUCCUCAGUGGAAGAACGGUUAUGCAGUAUAAUGCAGCAAUUCAAUGGAAAUGUUGUGUUGGGUGGGGGAGGGAGAUCAAACUAUGUAUUUGCUGGUGUCUGAAAGGAGAAAUCAGAGUUGUAAAAGUGGUCUUUGGGUUAGAAUUUCUGCAAGACAUAGAACUGAGCAUCCUGUGGAGGUAGCUUGUAAUGAAUUAGCAUUACUCAGCAAUAAAAUGUUUGAAUCAGAAUUUCCUAACUUCUGUUCAUUUUUUCCUCCUUUCAUUUCCACUGCCUUCUGAAAACAGUUCUGUGAUUUAACAGGAGAGAGGAAAAAUGGUCUAAAAAUAAGUAUUAAGAUGUGCAGUAAAAGUGGCAGUAAUGCCUUCUGCUUUUAUAAGCAGAUCAAGGUAAUACAUUUCCUGCAUUUGCCUUUGAUAUGUUCUGUCCAUAGAACAAUUUAGAGGAAAAUGGCUGCAUUUUUGCUUUACUAAUCUAGGAGAUGCGCUACCGUAUAUUUAACAGAAUUUGAUGAGGCAUUCUCUGUGCAUACAGUGUCAUAGUGGUGUUCACUGCUGGCUGAUGUGCUCAGAUAUUUGGUGUUGCAGACUUUUUAACUUGUUAACUUUUUAAGCCGUUGACCUGUUCAAAUACGUAGUUCUUCAAGAGUAAUCUUACAAUAACGGCAGUCUUGGCAAUAUCUUAUUUGUAUCAAAUGUGAUUUGAAGUUGGCUUAACUGAGAUGUGUAGUAAUUCAGCAUCUUUGUUACAUCUCUCAUACAUGGGUUUUUGAUACUUUGGUGUAGAAGUACACCAAGUUAUUUCACAAGUCUAGGGAAAUAGCACAAGUAAGCUCAGGACCGUGUAAAUGAGAGAAAACAGUGUGUUACCUGAGGAAUUCCCAUGCUUGUUGGAACUUUUAAGUGAAGAAUUGUGAGCAUUCUCUAAGGCAAUCCCCUACUACAUUGUUUCUUGCUAGAAAUAGAUGGAGAUCUUCCUCCACUUCUAGUCUAACGUAUCACUUAGUGCAAUCAGCUGUAAACGCCUGAGUCAGAUGAGGUAAGGUGUGGGAUUUUUUUUGUUUGUUUAAUUCAUUCAUAUUCAUUAAUUCAUAGGAAAUUAUGAAAUCCUUUCAAAGAUGUUGCAUUUAUUUUAAACAGAGAUCCUUUCUUUGCAAAAUUAUGCCUUCAAUUGUUUCAAUUUUAAUAAUAUCAAUAACAACAAGAAUAAGUAUAAUUUGUUUUCCGAAUAUGAUUAUUUUUCAGCUAUGUAAAACUUAUUUGUUUUAUGUAAAACAAGCUUUUAAAAUCUUGGGGAAAAUAACUUUCUGUGGUAGCACACUUAGAGGUGGGGAACACGUUAUAUAAGUAGAUUGUUAUUUUAGACAACUUAAUAAAGCAAGCUACUGACAAUUCUGUGAAGAAAUAAAAUGAUAUUUUGCAGCUUAGGUUUAUCUCUGCGUUUUGGGUGGUGGUGGGUAACUGACUUUACAUUUGUGGCUCACGUGUCUUCAAUUUAUGCUUGCAACCGUUGUUGCAUGUAUAAAAAUGAUUGUCAUUGCUUUUUUUUGUUGUUCUAAUUUUGUAUCAAUUUAAUAUACUUGAUUUUUCAGUGUCAACAUACACUUUUUCCCUAGCUCAACGUCUGUCUGUGAAAACCUACUUGGUGUGAAUGCUGUAGUCAAAAACAUAGAUGGAAUCUCCUGGAAUGAAAGCAAAAAUGGAGGUGCCAGCAGUCUGCGGUCAAGAUAAUGGUUUAUCUCAUGUUCUGACUCUAGUGCUACAAGAACUGAGUUUGCUCUGUAAAAGGGAUGUCAAUGGCGUUGGCGUGUUGUAUGACCUGCUCAGAUCUCGCUGGCUGCAAGCACUUUUAAAGAUUUAUGAAUGCCUCCAAAACUACCUCAGAAAAAGACCAGUUCCUGUCAUGCUGCAGGCACAUGCGUUGAGCUGUGAGGUGAUAGAGUUGCUGCAUGAAGCUCCUCCGUCUGGAGAGAUCAAAGAGCUAAGACGAUUGCUGAGGGCUCCUCACUUAAGGGCCUUGCUAUCUGCUCAUGAUACUGUGGCCCAGAAAGAUUUUGAACCUACGCUUCCACCACUGCCAGACAACAUACCUGAGAAUGAGGAAGCCAUGAGGAUUGUCUGCUUAGUGAAAAACAACCAGCCUCUGGGUGCCACUAUUAAACGGGACGAGAUAACAGGUGACAUAACAGUUGCCCGUGUGAUCCAUGGUGGUCUAGCAGACAGAAGUGGGUUGCUGUAUGCUGGAGACAAAUUAGUGGAAGUAAAUGGAGUUUCCGUUGAUGGACUCGAGCCUGAGCAAGUUAUUAAUAUUCUGGCUCUUUCUCAAGGAACAAUUAUGUUCAAGUUGAUUCCAGUUUCUGAUCGUCCUGUUAGCAACCAAACAACGCUGUAUGUGCGAGCAAUGGCAGAUUACUGGCCAUUACAAGAUCCUGCCAUACCAUGUGCUGAUGCAGGUUUGCCUUUUAAGAAAGGUGAAAUACUCCAGAUUGUGGACCAGAACGAUGCUAUGUGGUGGCAGGCUAGGAAAUUAUCAGAUCUUAGUGCCUGUGCUGGACUGAUACCCUCAAACCAUCUUCUGAAAAGGAAGCAGCGAGAAUUCUGGUGGUCUCAGCCCUUUCAGCCCCAUCUCUGUCUCAAGUCAUCAAUGUUAAGCGCUGUGGAAGAAGAGGACGACAUGCAAAUUGAUGAGAAGUGUGUGGAAACAGAUGAAGAAACAUUUGAGUCUGAGGAGCUUAAAGAAGAAGAGGAAGAAUUCGGUGAAUUUGGUCAACGAGUCUUCAUUGCUGGCUUCCGCAGAAGUAUGCGCCUGUGUCGGAGGAAGUCCCGGGCCAACCAGCAGUCAUGUUAUGCUCGGUGCCCCGGCAGCUGCUGUAGCACUUUUGCAGCUCCAUAUGAGGAGGUGGUUCGGUACCAGCGGCACCCAGGAGAUCGGAACAGACUGAUUGUACUAGUGGGUCCUGCAGGAGUGGGAGUGAAUGAGCUAAGGAGAAGGCUUAUUGCAAGCAACCCACGAGAGUUUCAAAGCGCUGUGCCUCACACCACUCGAGUUCAGAAGAGUUAUGAAAUGAAUGGUCGUGAAUAUCACUAUGUAUCAAAGGAAACUUUUGAAAACAUGGUGUAUAGCCACAGAAUGCUGGAAUACGGGGAAUACAAAGGGUACAUGUAUGGUACCAGUGUUGAUGCAGUGAGAACAGUCCUUGAUGAAGGGAAGAUCUGUGUAAUAGAUUUGGAACCACACGGCAUCCAAAUAGCCCGGACUCAUGAAUUAAAGCCCUAUAUUAUAUUCAUCAAGCCAUCCAGCAUAAGCUGCAUGAGGCAAACACGUAAAAAUGCCAGAAUCAUUACAGAUUAUUAUGUGAACGUGAAAUUCAAGGAAGAAGAUCUACAGGAAAUGGAGGAUUCUGCUAAGAAAAUGGAAGCUCAGUUUGGUCAGUUCUUUGAUCAAGUGAUUGUGAAUGACAACUUACAAGAAGCAUCCGCUCAGCUGUUAUCUGCAGUCCAUCAUGCACAAGACGAGCCCCAGUGGGUCCCUGCAAUAUGGAUAUGCUCAGAUACUGAGACAUAAUUCAGAGUGGCAGGCAGCUCCAUGAAGAUUACAGAUUGUUUUACUUCAAGAAUAAUCCUCAUGUCAGGAUUGUGAGAAUUUGUCUUCAUGUGCAAGGGAUUUGGAAGAGGAUUAGGAAAGAAGCCGCUAUAGGAGAUAUUAUCAUACUAUGUUCUGUGUAACUGUACAGCUUUUAUGCUACAAUUGCACCUUUUUUUGUACAAAAAGGAAACACUGUGAGCAAUCCACUACAAGAAUAAAUAAAAAUCUAUUUUGUUGCAUGUAUAAUUUAUUCAUGGGUGUCCAACCUUUUGGCUUGCUUGGGCCACACUGAGUGAAGAGGAAUUGUCUUCAGCCACGUAUACAGAGGCUGCUCUGAAAGUAAUUACUCCUAUUUUACUUUCACGGAAACUACAGCAGAUAAAAAGAGCACAACAUUAUUUAAUAGUGUUUUGUAGCUGAGAAUCUGCUCUCUCUUUCACUGUGAUCACCACCGUUAGCUAUGCAUUUUGUCAGCGAUGAACAAGAGCCUACAUGUCAUGCUCAUCAAAACCUGCACCAGCAAAGGUGGCCCACUGUGUUUGCAUCCUGUUUGGUCUCCAUUAAUGUCCAGAAAGUGUCAAUGAAUGGUGGCGUUUUUUCCGCAUGGAGGAAUUCAGUGACAGAAUUUUGCCUCAGAUGCCAAUUUGUCAGACUGCCCCUCUGCUGCCAUUUGUCACAUGGCAACAAAAUGGAAUGGAAUAUUAGUGGGAAGGUUCAACUCCACUCCGUAUCACCAACAUUUGCUUCUGACAUUGCAGGCCAACAUAAUAAAAUAAAAGGUGUUACUUUCAGAGCAGCCUUCAUAAAAUAUGCAAUACAGCUACUGUGUAAAGAGCAACAAAAACAUCAAACUAGUGGGAUAUGUGACCUUGUUUUUGUGAAACUUAACACGCUGGCCUGGUUUGAUGGCAGUGGUUACAAUUCUCAGGGAGGUCUCAGAGUGUUUGUUUUGGUUUUAGGUGAAGUUUUGCUCGUACUUCAUCCUUGACAACCGUUCACAAAUGUGUGUACUGCCAAAAAGGGAUGAUGUGAAUAAGGUGUGAUUGUGAAAUGAGAGAUUUUUUUCUCUUGCAAGAGAGGGCUUAUGAAAGUCUGGUAAAGAGAUAUGACCAAACUUUGAAGUGAAUGCCUGAUUGAACUUUUGAAAAUUCACAGGUUAUUCAUUUAUGUCGACUGCAGUCGUAAAUAUAUAAAAAAAAAUUUUUUUUUUGCAAUCUUGAAAUCUAUUCUCAAAUUCCUGUAUCAAAGUGGACAGUAUGGCUGCAUGGUUUUUUGUUGUUCAUCAAUCUGUGUACAGCUAAUGUAUCAAAAUGUACACAGUUAUUUGACAUAACUUGAGUUACCACUGCCCUGCACCCUCUGUCUGUCCCAGACCAGCCCAGACAGUGCUGAUCACACACUGACAUGCAGUGGUUAUGAGCAAUGAGUGUACACCUGAGGCCACUCGGUGGGGCAGAGCUGCUGCCAUGAUCUAGCAGGGCUUGGCUUGUCUUCCAUCAACUCAAGUGAAUGAAAACUGACGAAACGCAGAUUUAUUAAAGAGAAAAAUCAAAUCCAAAGCCCCUUUUCCUGUUGGUUUGAGGCAAGGCAGCAUGUUCUCUUCAUAGAGAGUACAGUGAUUACAGUUGGCAAGUUCCUCACUCUCUUCAUCUCGCAUUACAGGUGCAUUGGAUGCUGAGGAAACUGCUCAUUCUGUCAGCCCAGCUUCCCCGGAGAUAAUGAACUGGUGAAGGCUGUGCUGCCUACAAGAGGUGAUUCCUGUACUAAGGCUGCUCUUGUAGCUAGUGCUGCGCCAGCUUCUU
Messenger RNA from Lagopus muta (rock ptarmigan), 8863 nucleotides. It is a transcript of the gene MPP4, whose product is annotated as MAGUK p55 scaffold protein 4. Gene Ontology annotation, cellular component: adherens junction; plasma membrane. NCBI's taxonomy places the organism in Eukaryota, Metazoa, Chordata, Aves, Galliformes, Phasianidae. The transcript has 21 exons. The record is from RefSeq and is a predicted model, not a curated record. Gene Ontology annotation, molecular function: protein binding. The coding region runs from base 5148 to 7040 and encodes 630 amino acids.